AUGACCUUCGACAACAACCACCAUGCGCGUGCGUUGUUCGGCCAGUUCGACCAGAACCUCGCCCUGAUCGAGCAGAUGCUCGGCAUCGAUGUGCGGGCGCGGGGCAAUCAGGUCACCAUCAAGGGCGAUCCGCUGGCGACCGAACAGGCGCGCCGUGCGCUCGACUGGCUCUAUGACCGGAUCGAGGAGGGCGGCAGGGAACCGGAAGCCUCCGAUGUCGAGGGCGCGCUGCGCAUGGCGAUGGCCGCCGAGGAUCAACUGUCGCUGCCAACCAUGGACGGCGCCGGGCGCAUCGCGGCCGCCCAGAUCGCCACCCGCAAGCGGACCAUCAUGGCCCGCACCCCCAAUCAGGACGCCUAUAUGCGGGCGCUCGACCGGGCCGAGCUUGUCUUCGGCGUCGGCCCCGCCGGCACCGGCAAGACCUAUCUGGCCGUCGCCCAUGCGGCCAUGCUGCUCGAACGCGGCCAGAUCGACCGGAUCAUCCUGUCGCGGCCUGCCGUCGAAGCAGGCGAACGGCUCGGCUUUCUGCCCGGCGACAUGAAGGAGAAGGUCGAUCCCUACCUGCGGCCGCUCUAUGACGCGCUCUACGACAUGAUCCCCGGAGACAAGGUGGAGCGCGCGCUUGCGGCCGGUGUCAUCGAGAUCGCGCCGCUCGCCUUCAUGCGCGGCCGGACCCUGUCGAAUGCGGCGGUGAUUCUGGACGAGGCGCAGAACACCACAUCGAUGCAGAUGAAGAUGUUCCUGACGCGGCUUGGCGAGAAUGCCCGCAUGAUCGUCACCGGCGAUCCCAGCCAGGUCGACCUGCCGCCGGGCCAGAAAUCGGGCCUUGUCGAGGCGCUCGGCCUGCUCGGCGACGUCGAGGGCAUCGUUACCGUGCGUUUCCGCGACAGCGAUGUGGUGCGCCAUCCGCUGGUUGCCCGCAUCGUUGCGGCCUAUGACCGCGACGGCGGCUGA
Messenger RNA from Effrenium voratum, 954 nucleotides. The record is from the annotation of a GenBank genome assembly. Lineage: Eukaryota; Dinophyceae; Suessiales; Symbiodiniaceae.